Diospyros lotus (date-plum) is the source of this 1848-nucleotide messenger RNA. RefSeq lists its product as uncharacterized. The transcript has a single exon. The record is from RefSeq and is a predicted model, not a curated record. NCBI's taxonomy places the organism in Eukaryota, Viridiplantae, Streptophyta, Magnoliopsida, Ericales, Ebenaceae. The coding region runs from base 1 to 1848 and encodes 615 amino acids.
AUGUGCUGUAGGGUUUUCUUGGCCACCCUGGAGGGGCAUGCACGGGCUUGGUAUUCAAAUCUGGCUCAUCAUUCUAUCGUAAGUUUUGCGCAACUCCGAGGCAGCUUUCUGGCGCAUUUUGCACCUCUCCGGAGACAUCGAAGGUCCACCAUGGCCUUGGUAAGUAUGAAGCAGAACCAAGGAGAGCCCUUGAAGGACUUUGUCUCACGAUUUAAUAUGGAGGCCUUGAGCAUAGAGAACUUUGACCACAGCGUAGCUAUGGUGGCGUUCCAGAACACCCUGAGGUCUUGCCCUUUUGCCCAGUCAUUAUCCAAAACACCCCCUAGUGCGUUCACGGACAUAUUGGGCCGGGCCACGAAGUACAUAAAUGUCGAAGAGGUCAUGCAGGCUAAGAGGGCGGAGCAUGUGGAGAAGAAGGAUAAAAAAAAGCAUCCGGAGGAAAAGAAGAGUGACGACCGAAGGGAAAAACAUCGUCCUCGGUGGGAUUCGGGUGGUUUUACUCCUCUGAAUGCCUUGAGGGAAGAGAUCCUUUCUACUAUUAAGGGUAAAGACUACUUGAAAAAGCCUCGACCGAUGAAGGCGCCAUCCGACGAAAGGAACCGAAGCAAAUACUGUCGUUUUCAUCAGGAUCAUGGUCAUGAUACGGAGGAAUGUCACCAAUUAAAGGAGGAGAUCCAAGAGCUCAUCAAUCGAGGUUUCCUGAAGAGCUAUGUGGCCAAAGCAGGCGAUUCUCGCAGAAGGAAGGACCAACGAUCGCUAUCGAGGAACCCCCCCAAGAGGGACCGCAUGAAGGAUCGAAAUCGAGCUCAGCGGGAGAGAUCGCAUCGAGGGAAAGACGAUCAUCCUCAGCCUUCGGUAUUCCAUACACUCGCAGCAGGGGAGGUCCCAGUCAUGAAGGAUGAAGGAGGUGGUGCCGUCCGGCUGAAAAGAUCGAGGAGUGUGGAUCCAAUCUCUUUUUCAGAUAGCGACCUCCUGAGAUACCCGAAUCGAAAUGAUCCCCUGGUGAUAACAGCCGAGCUCGGGAAAUGGGAGCUUCAACGGAUCCUUAUGGAUCCAAGGAGCUCUUCGAAAAUCUUGUAUCGACAGGCCUUCUUAGGCAUGGGGUACGAAAUGACGCAGUUGAGGACAACGAAGGUCCCUUUGGUGGGAUUUGAUGGUGAAGCCGUGUAUUCAGAAGGGAUCAUUCAACUCCCAUUGACGGUAGGGAGAGGCUCUCGAACUUCUCGAGUUAUGCUAGACAUCCUGGUGGCAGAUGUGCCUUCGGCCUACAACAUGAUUCUAGGAAGAUCUGGUCUCAAUGCCCUUCAGGCCAUUCCAAGCACAUAUCAUUUGAUGGUGAAGUUUCCCACAAAUAGAGGGACGAGCGAAGUACGGGGAGAUUUGCGCUUAGCUCGCGAAUGUUAUAUGGCCUCUAUAGGCAUUGCAAAGGAUAGAGAAGCAAGGUUGCAAAGGGACGUCUCGGGCCCCCCGAAGGAGGUCAGUUUCCUAUUAGAAAGACCCGAAGAUCCCAAAACAGCAGAGCCAAUGGACAAAUUGGAAGAAGUACCUUUGGAAGAAGAUUGCCGAAACCGAUGCGUAAGAGUGAGUAUGGAGUUAAAAGACCCGCCGAGGAGUCGGAUAAUAACACUCCUUAGACAGUAUGCAGACAUCUUCGCAUGGACUGCUCGGGACAUGCCAGGAGUAGAUUCAGAGGUAAUGACACACAGACUAGGGAUCCGAUCGGGCUUUCAGCCUGUCAAGCAGAAGAAGCGAAGCUUCGCCCCAGAUAGAGCUCGGGCAAUCGAGGAGGAGGUUGCAAAGUUGACAGAGGCGCAGUACAUUUGGGAGGUGGAGAUGUACGCCACAUGA